AACUCCUACCAAUUGGAACUACCCCCGAGCCUCAAGGCUCGAGGCAUUCACAACGUGUUCCAUUCAUCACUGCUUAGGAUCUAUGAGCCUAACGAUGACCGUCUAUUCCCAGGAAGGACAGACGAGCACGUUCUUAUCACUGAUGAUCAAGCGACCCGAGAUCUCGGAUGGGAGAUCAAUCGGGUGCUGUGCCACAAGGGCAAGGGACGUCAGGCUGCCUUCCAAGUGGAGUGGAAGACCGGGGAAGCAACC
Gloeophyllum trabeum ATCC 11539 is the source of this 252-nucleotide messenger RNA. RefSeq lists its product as uncharacterized. NCBI's taxonomy places the organism in Eukaryota, Fungi, Basidiomycota, Agaricomycetes, Gloeophyllales, Gloeophyllaceae. The annotation marks the transcript as partial. The record is from RefSeq and is a predicted model, not a curated record. The transcript has a single exon.